AAUCUACGACAAACGUUUUUGACAGGAUACAGGUUGCCGGCCGUGCCCUGGAGUUGGCUGGGAGCGGCCGCGCCAUCGGCAGCCGCAGCAGCCGCUGUAGCAGCAGCCGCAGUGACGCCAUCCCCUGCAGCUGCACCCCUUGUCCUCGCCCCAAGAGCUGCGGCGAGACGGAGCUCAGAUGUAGGAACUUUAGGAUAUUGUUCAAAAGUUAUCAUCUUUUGCCGAGGAAAGUCAUCCGAGACCGGUGUCACUUUGACUUUAAACCAACUUGCGGUGGCAUGUUCUGUUACAGCUGCAGCAUUAAGAGGUGUUGCUAUUCAGCGAGGAAGAGUUGGUCCAGCUACCAGAGCCGCUUUUCCAGCUGGCGCGGCAUUAGCACUUGCACGUAAUCCAGGACCUCUUGCAGCAGCCGCUGCUGCUACGGCUUUACAUCCCUUUGCAUCAACUGUCUACUACGAUCCUUUCUUAGCAGCACACGCAGCGACGCAAGAUCCAAACUACAGGCUGCAGAAUUAA
This is a messenger RNA of Cotesia congregata, 516 nucleotides long. The record is from the annotation of a GenBank genome assembly. Lineage: Eukaryota; Metazoa; Arthropoda; Insecta; Hymenoptera; Braconidae.